CGUUAACAGCACCGCUUAGAGUAUGAGCUUCCUUCACGGAACUUCUUUCAUUGAUUCGUUUCUUCAUAGAUUUGAUUUCUUCUACAAACACCGAUCAAAAGAGAGACGAUCCUUAAGAUGGCGACCAUAGACGAGAGUUCUUCAGCUAAGAGAUGGCUUCCACUUGAAGCUAACCCAGAUGUUAUGAAUCAGUUUCUGUGGGGGCUUGGACUUGCCCCAGAUGCAGCUGAGUGUAAUGAUGUGUUUGGUUUAGAUGACGAGCUCCUUGAGAUGGUUCCAAAGCCUGUCCUUGCUGUUCUCUUCCUUUACCCUAUCACCAAAAAGAGUGAAGAAGAGAGAAUUGAGCAAGACAAGGAGAUCAAGGAGAAGGUGCAUAGUGAUAAAGUUUACUUCAUGAAACAAACUGUUGGUAAUGCUUGUGGAACCAUUGGUCUUCUUCAUGCUAUUGGCAACAUUACCUCUGAAAUCAAGCUUUCUGAGGGAUCCUUCUUAGAUAAGUUUUUCAAAACCACCAGCAAUAUGACUCCUAUGGAGCGUGGAAGGUUUCUAGAGAAUGAUAGUCAAAUAGAAGAUGCUCAUUCUGCAGCUGUUACAGCUGGUGAAACGCCGGCUUCUGAUGAAGUGAACACGCAUUUCAUCUGUCUAGCUUGUGUAGAUGGUGAGCUCUAUGAGCUUGAUGGAAGGAAAGCAGGACCAAUUUCACAUGGUGCUUCCUCUCCAGCUACCCUGUUGAAGGAUUCGACGAAAGUGAUAAAGAAGAUUAUCGAGAAGAAUCCGGACACGCUCAACUUCAAUGUUAUGGCCAUCUCUAAGAGAACCUGAGGAUGUUCUUAAGAAGCGAAGCGAAGCUCAUUUCAUUUAGUCUUGCGUUUUUGAGUUUGUGACACAAUGAACCAAACACACAGAUUGUUUAUCUAGGUGGAUUCUGUUUUACUGCUUUCUGAAUCUUCUUUUUCUUGUUUCUGAAACUUUUAAGAGUUUAUGAUCUCAAGGUUUUUUUUUUUUUUAGAACAACCUACGUUGUGAGAAUAACCUACCUUGUGAUCUCAAGGUUCUUAAGAGAAUGAAUUUCUAGCU
Messenger RNA from Brassica oleracea var. oleracea, 1077 nucleotides. RefSeq names its product ubiquitin carboxyl-terminal hydrolase isozyme L3-like. The transcript is spliced from 9 exons. Gene Ontology annotation, biological process: ubiquitin-dependent protein catabolic process; protein deubiquitination. The record is from RefSeq and is a predicted model, not a curated record. Gene Ontology annotation, molecular function: cysteine-type deubiquitinase activity. Gene Ontology annotation, cellular component: cytoplasm. NCBI's taxonomy places the organism in Eukaryota, Viridiplantae, Streptophyta, Magnoliopsida, Brassicales, Brassicaceae. Bases 118 to 822 code for a protein of 234 amino acids.